Molecule: messenger RNA, 1175 nt
Organism: Protobothrops mucrosquamatus (brown spotted pit viper)
Lineage: Eukaryota; Metazoa; Chordata; Lepidosauria; Squamata; Viperidae
Product: protein YIF1B
Exons: 8
Coding region: 1-840 (279 amino acids)
Biological process (GO): endoplasmic reticulum to Golgi vesicle-mediated transport
Cellular component (GO): Golgi membrane; endoplasmic reticulum membrane; endoplasmic reticulum-Golgi intermediate compartment
Source: RefSeq, a predicted model, not a curated record
AUGAACUCAGAGCCGCUCGCUGGGCCGGUUCCUCCCCUCGAGCAUCUCUGGGCUGCCCAGAGCAGACCCCGAACCACGCCGCCCGCCGCCCCGCCGCGGCUCUCGGAGGACCCGAGCGGGCUCCCCCCGCGGCCGGACCCGCUCUCCAGCCUGGCCGCGGCCUACGGGAGCAGCCUGGCCUGGCGGGGGAGGGCGCUGGUGGAGCGACUGGUGCCGCUGCGCCGCCUGCAGUGCUACUUCGCGGUGGAUACGCGGUACGUGGGGCAGAAGAUGGCGCGGCUGCUCUUCCCCUUCGGGCACCAGGACUGGCAGGUGCGCUACCAGCGGGGACCCCCCGUGGCGCCCCGCUUCGACGUCAACGCCCCCGACCUCUACAUUCCAGCCGUGGCCUUCAUCACCUACCUGCUGGUGGCCGGGCUGGCGCUGGGGAUGCAGAAUCGGUUCUCCCCCGACCUGUUGGGCUUGUUGGCGAGCUCGGCCCUGGCGUGGCUCAUUGUGGAGGUGCUGGCCGUUCUGCUCGGCCUCUAUCUUGCGGCCGUCAACACCGAGCUGACCCCGAUCGACCUGGUCGCCUUCUCAGGCUACAAAUACGUAGGCAUGAUUGCAGGCCUCUUGGCAGGGCUGGUGUUCGGGAAGACUGGUUAUUACACGUUGCUCGGCUGGUGCUGUGUCACCAUCUUUGUCUUUACGAUCCGUUCGCUGCGCCUGAAAAUCCUGUCAGAGGCAACUGAAGGGGUCCCGAGGCGGGAUACCCAGAACCAAGUGCGCAUGUAUCUGACCGUGGCUGUGGCUGUGCUGCAGCCCCUCCUCAUGUACUGGCUCACCUCUCACCUCAUCUAAUGAUGCUUUGCUCAGGCAGCUGCUUUGUGCCCCCAAUGCCCACCCAUCAUUUCGAGCCUGUUGCCUCUCCCAGGCCACCCUGGUUACGCAGAAGGCAGAGCAGAGCAGAUGGGCUUCUCUGGGCCCUAAUUCACAGCUCCCUGGUCCUUCUUUGGAAGGGCCCUGGCAGUUUGCACUCCUCUCACCUUGAUUUGGCUCAAGAUGUCUGCUUAUCCUGCCCUUUUCUGUCUCGUUCCUGUCCAGCCAGGUCGGUCACUCCUGCAGAGGAGCUGGGAAAAGAGCCUGCUUUCCCGUCUCUUCAGGAUAUGGAAUUUCCUGCUUGCCACAAACAAAAU